GUGGAAAUAGGGGUAAAGGAGGCCUUUCAUCUUUUCCAAAGAUGGGCGACUCAAUACGAAUCAAGGAAGCUUUUGCUGAAGCCAGCGAGUUCCUGAAUCCCGUCCUUCAACGAGACGAGAUCCACAAGUCCCGCGGGAAGUCUCUAUUGGAGAUCCUAGGCGAGGCGCAAUGCGAUGAAAAUGAACAGAAAGGCAUCGAACUUAUAAGGAGGGAGGUUAUCGCCAAAGCCUUGGACAUCCUAAGUCGCAUCCACAUCGCUUUUGUCGCCCCGCCCAAUGACGUCGAAUCGUCCAUCCAAGAUGGUAAGGAUACGGAAGAUGCUGCGCUGGAAGAUGCAAAGCGACGUCGGAUGCUGCAUGCACUGCUGGAUCUGAUUUCCCUCGAGGGCAUUUACCCCUCUCUGUCGAAAGGAGUCUGUAUACCUCUGCAACAGAGGGUUAUUUCGGUGUUGCCGGCGGGUGUCAUUGCUCAGCAACAGCAAGUCCGCGCGCAUGACCAGCCUGAAGAUGAGCUCCUGCUUGGGAACAUAUGGUCAGCUCUUUCGAAGGUUACAUUCGAUGUGCGGCCGAGUAUCCAGCCUGUGGUCCGGGGCCGGAUUCUGAGCGAUAUCAUCAGCGCAGUUUCGGAUCUCGCGUAUAAUUCGAGAACUCUCUCAGACGAUAAGAAGGAUGAGUGUGGCCGAGAUUUGGUCAGGAUCAUCGAAGAGACACCCAGCCCCAUUCUGCUAUCGACAUUGUCCAACUUCCUGCAAUCAGACCCAGCUCCAUGGUUCAGGUCCAUAGUCUCGAGCCAGCUGUCCCAGAUCCCACUACGUCCUGGUGGCGUGGUCCAAACCAUGGUUUUCUUGGCCUCUCAGUUGGCUCCUUCUCUGGGAAAUGAAGCUCAUAGCCAGGCAUCUCAUGGUCCCGUCUUCACGGUGCAAGCGAUUAUGCAGACAUCUCGCCUCUUGUCUUCGGUACCACAGGGCAUGGAUCCGAAAGUCUACUUUUCUAAUAUAGCACCACAACUCUUGUCACUGAUCGAUGGCGAUGACCCAGAUCUAAGGAAGACUGCAGCAUACGUUAUCGGCAACGGCAUUCUCGGCAAGCGGGCCUACGGGGCCCCUGGGACUAUCGGGCAUUCGAUAUUCUUGGAGCCCAUUUUCAAAGCUCUUACCGCAGGAAUUGAUGCGGCCUCAAAACCCUGGAUAGCUCCUAAUGACGAUGAACAUGAUGCAUCAGAGCAAAUUCUAGUCAACGAUUCACUAUUGUUGCGAGCUGUUGACAGGCUGCGAAGCUUGGUCCUCCAGCCUCCAAACCCAAGCCUCGUGAGAAGGGUGGUUCAUCCAGUCCUUCUCCCACUCUGGGGCUUGGCAUGCUAUGCACUGGAGCAGCAGCAAACGACACUCCACGAGAAGAUCUUGACCGUAUUACAGACCUACUUUGGCAUAUCAGUCGGGUUACAGCCUUUACAGAAGCUCGUCGAUAAUCUGCUCUACGAUGGCGGGCCCACCUGGACUUACAUCUCAGACUCGAAGAAACACUGCGUAUCAUUGCAAAAGCGCAACCCCAGCGAAUCGAACCGCAACAUUGUCCGACUCGUCGACAUACUGCAGUCCCGCGCCAAAUUAUUCGUUAGUUUGCUGGGCGCCGAUCCCAGCAGCGAGGAACGGACAGCAGAUAUCUUCCUCUACGUCAGUGAAAGCUGGCUCGUGAAACCCUCCACUGGCGAGCGCACUUUGGACCGAUUGCGGCUGUCCAAGGAGGAAGACGACUUCAGCAAGAUUUUACACAAGCUAGUCAGCGCCAAAUUGGCAGAAACACUACUCGAGAACUUCAAAGAUGCGCUUUCCCGGCGCCCUCUCAGGGUUCUCGAGCUCAUCAAGCAGAUCAUCGACGGCGAGUUGAACCGCGCAUACCACCAGAGCAAGAGGACCAUGGGCCAGCGAUCCGGAACGGUAUCCCUCUCAUCACUGGCCAACAUCGUCGACCCCGAAGACGCCGGAAAGGAAGACGCUGCAGCGGAAGCAGAUUCCGCCGAAUCGCUACCUGCUGUGUUCAGUCUGCUAUCCACCGUCCUUGCAUCUCCCGAAUUCACAACGUCCCAAGAAACACUCCCAACCCUCGAAGCCAUCAAAUCGAAGCUCGAACACCUGAUUCCCCAUCUCCCCUCUUCCCUCUCCAAGCCCGCAACCACCGCCUCCAUGCUCGUCGAAAUCCACCUCACCCUCCCCGAAGGACCGAGCCCCUCCAAGCCAUCACCCCAAACAUCCGACUUCGACACGCACCGCCGCGCCCUCGCAAAUCUCAACUCAGACCUCCCCCCAAUCCAGGCAGAAGGCUUCUCCCUCCUCUCCAGCCUCAUCACCAAAGCGUCCCCGGUCCUCGACAUCCCCUCCACCCUCACCCUCCUCCUCACCAUCCUCACCUCCCCACCUCAAACCCCCACCCACAACGACGACGAAUUCACCUACCUCAAUGCCAUCAAACUAACCGGCACCCUCGCAUCCCGACACCCACGCACGGUCAUCAAAACCCUCGUGGACCGCUACAUCGACCGAACGGAAAGCAACACCCUCGACCAACGCCUCAAAAUCGGCGAAUCCCUCACCCGCACCGUCCAAGACCUCGGCGAAGCGCUCACCGGCGAAACGGCAAAGAUCCUCGCCGAAGGCAUGAUCGCCGUCGCUGGUCGACGGGCGCAUAAACCGGAAGCUCAACGGGCCAGAAAGCAGCAACUCGAGAAAGAGAAGCGGCGGAUAGAACGCGAGGCGAGGCAGAAUAGGGAACCUGUUAUGCCCGCGGGAUGGAGUAUACCGAAAAUCGAAGAAGUAACAGACCACGGCGACGCGGAAGACGAAGACGAAGACUCCGACACCGAAUCCCCUGAACAGGCGGCCCACGCCGCGAACAUCAUCUCCGCGUGGGCCGCGGGCGCAAACUCAGACGAAGAGCCAGAUGACCUCCGCGUGCGCGCAUCCGCACUAUCUAUCCUCGCGACCGCAAUCCAAACGAAUAUCUCCGGCCUCGGCCCCGCAAUAAUCUCGUCAGCGGUGGAUCUCGCGCUCGCGACACUCACCCUCGAAGCAGACAUCGAGUCCGCGAUUCUCCGACGCGCGAGCGUAGUCCUUCUCCUGGAUAUCCUGAAAGCUCUCGAUACGGAUCGCGAAAACCGGGGGAGCCAGGCUCUGAGCUUUGGGUUCUCGCUGUCGGAUGAGAUGGCUGCGGGUGGUGGUAGUGGUGGGAAGGGCUGGAACGAGGCGGGGAGUCGAGGACUGACGACGGUGGGGAAUAUCCCGCACAUGUUGCGCACUUUGAAGUUUGUGGAGAGUUGUGAGACGGAUGUUAUUGUUCGGGGGCAUAUUCGGGUGUUGAUUGAGAGUUUGGAGGCUUGGUUGGAGAAGUCGUUGUUGUGGGGGAUGGGGAUUGGGGUGCGAGAUGAGGAGGAGCCGAGGUUGGAGUUGGGGGAUCGUAUUGCGGGGCUUCAGAUUAAUCCUUUGUCGGAUAGAAGUGAAGGGAUGCGGCCUAGGAUUGAAGAGAUUGAAUAGUUUACUUGAGUGUGUUGUCAGUCUUUUAAAGGCAGAUGCGUGAAUGAAGAUACAUUUUACAGUUCGGUUUGCGAUGUUAUAAUCUCAUUUUAUCGAAGCCCUGGAUUCUUAAAUCCGAUAGGUAGACCUAUGUAGAUGGGGGGGCAAUGUAAUUAACAAGCUGAUAGUAGCGAGAAGUCACUGGAUAUCAUAUCACGAGUAUCAGGAAAUGAACAGAAAUGCGAAAAGACCCUCCCGGCCUUGUAGAAUAACACCUUGCGAGCCAUAUAUUCGCGCGAGCGUCACCGACGGACCCGAAAG
Molecule: messenger RNA, 3827 nt
Organism: Aspergillus heteromorphus CBS 117.55
Lineage: Eukaryota; Fungi; Ascomycota; Eurotiomycetes; Eurotiales; Aspergillaceae
Product: RTP1/Tango6 family protein
Exons: 3
Coding region: 42-3527 (1161 amino acids)
Biological process (GO): protein secretion
Source: RefSeq, a predicted model, not a curated record